Zingiber officinale is the source of this 2806-nucleotide messenger RNA. Its product is annotated as pentatricopeptide repeat-containing protein At3g57430, chloroplastic-like. The record is from RefSeq and is a predicted model, not a curated record. Gene Ontology annotation, molecular function: protein binding; RNA binding; zinc ion binding. Lineage: Eukaryota; Viridiplantae; Streptophyta; Magnoliopsida; Zingiberales; Zingiberaceae. Gene Ontology annotation, biological process: RNA modification. The transcript has a single exon. The coding region runs from base 42 to 2648 and encodes 868 amino acids.
CCCGGAUUCGGGACUAGAGAUCCGAACUUGCAUAUUUGGCCAUGCUCGCACUUGUCUGCUACCAGCCAAUGACCUCAUCCGUCGCACUUCCUCCUCCGUCCUACUCAAUCCGCUCUCUUCCUCCGCCACCACCUCCUCCGCUCUCGGCCUCCGCAUGGCUCGAAACCCUCCGCUCCCAUGCCCGUGCCAACUCCUUCCACUCCGCCCUCGCCACUUAUGUCGACAUGACCUCCGCCGGUGUCCCUCCAGACCACUUUGCCUUCCCCGCCGCCAUCAAGGCUGCCGCUGGCAUCCCCGACGCCUCCGUCGGCCGUCAACUCCACGCCGCCUCCGUCAAGCGCGGUUACCACACAUCCCCCGUCACCGUCGCCAACACUCUCGUCAACAUGUACGCUCGCUGCGGCGACCUUGACAGCGCCCUUCAGGUAUUCGAUCGUAUACCGGAACGGGAUGAAGUGUCUUGGAACUCCACCAUCGCUGCACUAUGCUUGUUUGAGCUUUGGGAGCUCGCGCUCGAGGCCUUCCGGUCCAUUCAGGAGGAGGAAUCCAUGCUCCUGAGCUCCUUCGCUCUGGUCAGCGCUGCCCUUGCCUGCUCCAACCUUGACCAGGGCAUCGGAAUAAGGCUCGGUAAGCAACUCCAUGGCUACGCCUUGCGCAAUCAAUCCUUUUACAGCGGGAAAAGAUUCGCCUUCAAUGCGCUUCUAGCAAUGUAUGCAAAGCUGGGAAGAGUGGACGACGCAGUUGCCCUCUUCGAGAGAUUCGACGAUCGAGACAUUGUCACUUGGAACACCAUGAUCAGCUCUCUCACACAAAAUGAUCGAUUCUCGGAAGCGAUUGCGGUCCUGCACGAGAUGGUGCUCGCCGGAAUUAAACCCGAUGGAGUCACAUUGUCCAGUGCCCUCCCUUCUUGUUCCUUCAUGGAGAUGUUGAACGCCGGUAAGGAGAUCCAUGCCUACGCCUUUAGGAACAGCGGGCUGUUCCUGAACACCUUCGUCGCCAGUGCUUUGGUCGAUAUGUAUUGCAACUUUGGAUUGGUCGAGAGGGCUCGUGCGGUGUUCGAUAAAAUACCCGAGAGAAGGCUUGGCCUUUGGAAUGCCAUGAUAUCUGGCUAUGCUCAGAAUAUGCUCGAUGAUGAAGCGUUGAAACUCUUCAUCGACAUGGAGACCGCAGGGUUGGUUCCCAACGAGACUACUCUGGCAAGUAUCCUGCCUGCCUGUGUGCGGUCCGAAGCUUUCCCCAACAAAGAAGAUAUACACAGCUAUGUGAUAAAGCGGGGGAUGGAAGGAGACAAAUUUGUGCAGAAUGCACUUAUGGAUAUGUACUCAAGGGUGGGGAAGAUUGACAUAUCACAAAAGAUCUUCGCUGCAAUGGAGGACCGAGAUGUGGUAUCUUGGAACACUCUGAUCACUGGCUGCAUUAUCUGUGGGUGUUAUUCUCAGGCAUUUCGUUUAGUGAACCAGAUGCAGAAGAAUGGAAACUUCAUUGAAGGAAUUGAUAAAGAAUCACUGCAUUAUAAGCCAAAUUACAUCACCCUCAUGACCCUGCUGCCUGCUUGCGGGUCUCUUGCGGCACUAGGAAAAGGGGAGGAGAUUCAUGGCUAUGCUAUUCGCCAGGGAUUAGAUUCAGAUAUUGCGGUAGGCAGCGCAUUGGUGGACAUGUAUGCAAAAUGUGGUUCCUUAAACUUCGCAAGAUUGGUGUUCGAUAGAAUGCCUAAGCGGAAUGUGGUUACUUGGAAUGUUCUCAUUAUGGCAUAUGGGAUGCAUGGGCAAGGAGAGGAAGCAAUUGGUCUUUUUGAGCUAAUGAUAGCUAAAGGUGAAGCGAAGCCAAGCUCGGUCACAAUUAUUGCAGCUCUGGCAGCUUGUAGCCAUUCAGGGAUGGUCAGUCGAGGCAUGAAGCUAUUUCACACGAUAAAAGAGUGUGGAGUUGAAGCAAAUGCUGAUCAUUAUGCUUGUGUAGUCGAUCUUCUUGGUCGAGCAGGGGAACUUGAUGAAGCAUAUCAACUCAUUGUUUCAAUGGAUAACGAAUUGGACAAGGCAGGAGCUUGGAGUAGUUUGUUAGGUGCUUGUAGAAUUCAUCUAAAUACUGAGCUAGGAGAAGUUGCAGCGAAGCAUCUGUUCGAGCUAGAGCCCGAGGACUCAAGCCACUAUGUGCUUCUUUCCAACAUAUACGCUGCAUGUGGGCAAUUUGACAAAGCAAUGGAGGUCCGAAAGAACAUGAAGCUGAAAGGUGUAAGAAAGGAAACAGGUUGUAGUUGGAUCGAGGUGGGAGAUGAUGUCCACCGCUUCACGGCUGGGGACUCUUCACAUAAGCAAAGUGCAGAAAUAUAUUCAUACCUCGAAAGUUUAUGGGAUAGAAUGAAGAAAGAAGGUUAUGUUCCUGAUUUGUCCUGUGUUCUCCACGAUGUGGAGGAACAUGAGAAGGAGGUGCUUCUUUGUGGGCAUAGUGAGAAGUUGGCCAUAUCAUUUGGCAUACUGAAUACUCCCCCUGGCUCGACCAUUCGGGUGGCAAAAAACCUGAGAGUUUGCAAUGACUGUCAUGAAUCAUCCAAAUUUAUUUCGAAAUUAGUUGGCAGGCAAAUCAUCCUGAGAGAUACAAGGAGGUUUCAUCACUUCAAGGAUGGAUCUUGUUCUUGUGGUGAUUAUUGGUGAAAGUUACUAAGGUAAAAAUGGUCAUCAAUGUAAACUAAAAAAAAUGGUAAAAAAUUGAGCAAUAUUUGGAUGCUUAUUUUAAGGGUAAAAAUUAAAGGCAGUCUCUUUAUUAUUGAAUCCUCAAAGGAGAUUAUAAAUUAAUUUUUUAUUGAAAGACA